AUGAAUUCGAGAGGUGGAAGUGUAUGUUAUAAAUGCAAUCAACCAGGUCAUUUUGCUCGUGAAUGUCCAGAUGGUGAUAGUGGUGGUGGUGGUGGUCGAGGAGGAUUCAGUGGUGGACGAGGUUCGUACGGUGGUGGAAGUACGUUUAGAGGACGUGGAUCAUAUGGUGGUCGCGGAGGUUUCAGCGGUGGUGGUGGUGGUGGUGGUGGUUCAUUUGAUAGACAAGGUGGUCGUUGUUAUCGAUGUAAUCAAACAGGUCAUCUUGCUCGUGAUUGUCCAGCAGAUAGUGGUCAAAGUGUUUGUUAUAAUUGCAAUCAACCUGGUCAUUUAAGUCGAGAUUGUACAGAACCACGUUCAAAUAAUUUUGGUGGUGGCGGUGGUAGUGGUGGUUUUCGUGGUGGUCGUGGUGGUGGCGGCGGUGGCGGUGGCGGUGGCGGUGGUAAUUGCUAUCGAUGUUCAAAAUCAGGACAUUUUGCACGUGAUUGUCCAGAACCAGAUCAACGUAGUGGUUCAAAUCAACAUGGUAGUGAAGGAGAUUAG
This is a messenger RNA of Rotaria sordida, 540 nucleotides long. The record is from the annotation of a GenBank genome assembly. NCBI's taxonomy places the organism in Eukaryota, Metazoa, Rotifera, Eurotatoria, Philodinida, Philodinidae.